AUGAUUUUGCGGCAACUUGGAGAAUUUGUUCAUUUUUGGAGUCCUGAGCACGUCGACCCACUUGCUGCAAUGGGUGUAUGGUUUUUCAGUUUUUCCACGAAGUGCUACGAGAAAACCCCGCAACUAGACUUCAUGAAACUCCUUAUUUCCAUAGAUUUUAACAUGCUGAUCACGAAUAUGAAAUCAGUUUUCGAAAUGGUUCAGUAGUUCUUUUGCAUUUUGAUGCAUUCUGUCUCACACCCAUUGCAGCAGUUUGUUCUUUAGUGGGUCGACGUGUGAGAAUCUGCAUAAAUAGAAGUACAACAUCGACAAGAAUCUUGCUGGUUGAUAGUUCAAUUCGCGACAAAAUACUGGAGACAACAAGAUUUGGACAAAAUCAGGUAUUUUUUAUGAUAAUUUAGUUUGGCCACGCCAUAUUCCCGUUGGUUAAUUGAUAUUUUUACAGAAAACUGGCUGCAGGAUUUUGGAAGAUCGAGACACAAAGAAAACAUCAAGAAAGGUCAACGUGAGGAUCAGCAGACAUAUGAGAACAACGACAAAUUCAAGAUUUGCACUAAGAAACAACAAUGCCGACAAAGGAUGGUUUUGGUUUUUAUAUUCCAAAAAGUUCGGAGAUCUGAUUGUGAAGAAGGUUGA
This is a messenger RNA of Caenorhabditis angaria, 636 nucleotides long. The record is from the annotation of a GenBank genome assembly. Lineage: Eukaryota; Metazoa; Nematoda; Chromadorea; Rhabditida; Rhabditidae.